CUUUGCUUCGAACGUCCAUGUGCGCGGAUGUCGCAGCCGUCUGUCCUCACCCUCUACAAGCGUCUCGAGACCAUCGGCAGAGGAGCCUACGGUUCUGUCUCUAAGGGCAUUCAUAUACCUACCGGGAACGUCGUCGCUCUCAAAAUCAUCGACCUCGACACUGCCGACGAUGACGUCGGUGACAUCCAACGCGAGGUGGCAUUGCUCUCGCAGCUGCGAGAUGCUCCUAACAUUACCAAGUAUUUCGGCUGCUACAUGGACGGACCUAGGGUGUGGAUCGCAAUGGAGUACGCCGACGGAGGCAGCGUGCUUUCCCUGAUGAAAGCAUCGCGGGGUGGCUGUUUGGAAGAAAAAUUCAUGGCGGUCAUCGUCCGCGAGGUGCUCAUUGGGUUGAGCUACCUCCACAAGGUUCCUGUCAUUCACAGGGACCUCAAGGCCGCCAACGUUCUCGUCAGCGCGACGUGCAAGGUCAUGAUAUGCGAUUUCGGUGUGUCGGCGCUGCUGGCAACAACGUCGAGCAAACGGAACACGAUGACGGGGACGCUUCACUUCAUGGCGCCAGAGGUACUGCAUACGAACCCGGCAUACGACGCAAAAAUCGACAUAUGGAGCCUGGGUAUUAUGAUAUACGAGAUGGCGAAGGGUUCCCCUCCCCACUCCAACCUUGCAAGUGCAGAAGCAAUUGUCGAUACUAUUUCGAAGAUGAAACCCCCUCGACUGCAGGAUAGUGAAGCUGGAAAGGACAUGAGGGACUUCAUGGCAAUGUGUCUCCGAGAGCUGCCCAGCGAGCGUUCAUCGGCGGACGAACUGUACAAAGCGAAGUGGAUGAAAUCCAAUGCGAAGGUUCCCAAUUCCAUUCUACAAGAAGCGGUUCGUCGUCUACACCAAGCUGGACCAAGGGCGAGUCUCGCAGGACCUCUAGCUUGGGAAAUCGACGAACUUGACGAGAACAGUGACGACGAGCGACCUUGGGAAUUCGAUACCGUUCGCGGGCGCCCAUUCGCCACAAUUGAAGACGACUUUAUUUCACUUGAUGCUGUUGAUGAAGAAAUGCCGCCUCCUCCACCACCUGCCGUGCGCCCUACACUUCCUUCUUCCCUUCGCGGUCUAUUCGAAGAUGAAUCGGCCCCAGAUUCCUUUAGUCACCAAUUAUCUCUACCCCAACGAGAUACUCCCAGCCCACCUGCACCGAAAUCAACACCUAGUCAUGACCGCACCAUAAAGGCGCCUAUCUCGCCCCUUGGGGGCUUCAUCCAAGGUCUCACUCACGACGUCGCUGAGACCGCACGAAAUUUCGUAUUCCCCAAGUCAGCUCGUUCAAGGUCUGGGUUAUCCAGCAUAUCGGGUUCUGAUGAUGAACGGUCGCAGCCGCCAGUUCCAUUCCCGUCACGAGGGGAGAUUAUACCUUCCCAAGAGCUGAAUACGCCUUUAACCAUCGACAUCGACAGAGCCGUAGAAGCAGCGCAGAACUCUGCGUCGUCUGCCCGGUCUGCCCAAUCAUAUCGCGACAUUCGGUCUACGCGGGGACUUGCUGAUAUUGAGAUACCCCCUCUUUCCCAAGAUACCAAGCCUAUUGAACUCUCAACGACACCCAAUGCUGCCCCAACAUCCGAUGCCCCGAGUUCGACACUUACAACAAGAACCCAUACACCUCUAAAACGCUCUCCCAUGCUGACAGACAGCGAGCCUCAAAGGGGCCGACGCCAGGUUGACCUGGCAUCCCCCACUGCGUUCCAAUUCCCCCCUUCCUCAUCAAAUUCUGCAUUAUCUGUUAUACAAUCCACGUUACCCUUACAACCACAGAGGGCACGCAAAGAUACGCCCCUGAGGAGGAAUCUGAGUCCCUCUCAGUCAUCCCAUCAGUCGACUUAUUCUCUAGACAUAUCAGGGAACGUACGGCAUGCACCAUCCUCUUCUAGCCCUCGAUCUUCUCCACCGAUAACCCGAACUCGGUCUGCGACCGCACUUCCAGAGACAGCCGUGUAUAAGGCAACGCCUCCUCCUCCACAAAGCCCAUCUCCGCCUCUAAUGCCUCCCGUCAAACCUUUUGCGGGGCGUCGCGAUCGCAGCGGCAGCGAUUCAAGUGGGUCCUAUAGAACAAACGGUUUGGGCACACCAGGGCUGAAGGAUGUCUUGAAGAUCCCUUCUCUCACUUCCGAACACCAACUUGGUCUGUCCGACCUGCUUCCCCCUUCACCAUCAGCAGCAGGUACAUCUACGCGAAAUUUCUCACCGACGCCUAGCCAUCUCAACCCUUCGACCACGUACACCCCCUACCCAUUCUCAGCCCAGAACUCAACCUUCAAAGAUGCCGCCACUUCGUCGUCGUUCAUACUGGGUCUCCCUCGAACCAGUUCUCCGCCGCCUUUGGAUAUGCGGCCAGAACCCCCUACUUCGAGACACUCUCGGUCGGAGUCGCAUUUAGUCAAUCUCCCGACAUCUCUGUCUUCGCCCAUCUUGCCGUCUCUACGGCCUCUUGAUUAUUCCGCCUUGGUUGGAGCGGACCAGACGCGUGCAGAGUUAGCCAGGACCAUUGAAGAUCUCAGUCGCUGUCUUGCUGUAGUCGAGGUCGGACUCAACGGCAUGCUCGAUAGUGUCCGGGGAGACGCCAUCGAGGAAGAGCAAGAGGACUCUUUCGUCGACGGUAGCUAUGCAGAUACAUUGGCAGACUACUCACACGCCAAUGGUGUAACAUCACGGUAACGCUCAUUGAUGACCAUCACGAAAAGAGGGAUACAUUUAUAUUUAGAGGGGAACAUCUCAUGUUAAUCUAUGUCUGCUUCGGCUUGCCUUCGCUGCUCCUCGUCGGAGUCCGACUCUGACGCUUCCGCCGCGUUAUUUCUACCCCAGAAACUUCCUACCCAAUUGCUGAACAUCCGGAAGGGCUGCAUAGGACGGACAAUACAAUCAGGAUAG
Molecule: messenger RNA, 2916 nt
Organism: Desarmillaria tabescens
Lineage: Eukaryota; Fungi; Basidiomycota; Agaricomycetes; Agaricales; Physalacriaceae
Product: Pkinase-domain-containing protein
Exons: 4
Coding region: 28-2703 (891 amino acids)
Biological process (GO): protein phosphorylation
Cellular component (GO): cytoplasm
Molecular function (GO): protein serine/threonine kinase activity; ATP binding
Source: RefSeq, a predicted model, not a curated record